GCACCUUCCUCUCUGUGAGUCUCUGUUUGUGUCAGGGGCGAAGAAGAACUCAGACGAGGCUGAGCGGAACAGGAUGCAGGCUAUCAAGUGUGUGGUCGUGGGAGAUGGAGCUGUGGGAAAAACAUGUCUCCUCAUCAGCUACACAACCAAUGCCUUCCCCGGGGAGUACAUUCCUACUGUAUUUGACAACUACUCUGCUAAUGUGAUGGUGGACAGCAAGCCAGUCAACCUGGGCCUCUGGGAUACAGCCGGACAGGAGGACUAUGACAGGCUCCGCCCACUGUCCUACCCACAGACGGACGUUUUCCUGAUCUGCUUCUCUCUGGUGAGCCCGGCGUCCUACGAGAACGUCCGAGCUAAGUGGUUCCCGGAGGUCCGUCACCAUUGCCCCUCCACACCCAUCAUCCUGGUGGGCACCAAGCUGGAUCUGAGGGACGAUAAAGAGACCAUUGAGAAGCUGAAGGAGAAAAAGCUUUCACCGAUCACCUACCCUCACGGCCUGGCUCUGGCAAAAGACAUAGAGGCAGUGAAAUACCUGGAGUGCUCGGCUCUGACCCAGCGUGGUCUAAAGACUGUGUUUGAUGAGGCCAUCCGCGCCGUGCUCUGCCCUCAGCCCGCCAAGGUCAAAAAGAAGCCCUGCUCGCUGCUGUAAAAUGAUUCUUCCAGAAACUGGGAGAAAAACCGCUGAACCUGGGUAAUAAGAAGAACAUCUGAGAGUUCUGUAUUGUUUAUAAUAUCAAAAUACAAACUAGAUUUCCACUAGUUUGAAAGAAAAUUAUAAUAAAUAAUGCUUUCGGAGUCAUAAAA
Messenger RNA from Solea senegalensis (Senegalese sole), 807 nucleotides. It is a transcript of the gene rac2, whose product is annotated as Rac family small GTPase 2. Lineage: Eukaryota; Metazoa; Chordata; Actinopteri; Pleuronectiformes; Soleidae. Gene Ontology annotation, molecular function: GTPase activity; GTP binding. The transcript is spliced from 7 exons. The coding region runs from base 74 to 652 and encodes 192 amino acids. The record is from RefSeq and is a predicted model, not a curated record. Gene Ontology annotation, biological process: small GTPase-mediated signal transduction.